GCAAUAAUGUAUGCAUCAACACUCUCCCAACAAUUUAUAAAUGCAAAACACAUGCAAAUACUUCAACACUCCUCAAAAAUAAAUCAAAAUAUAGAGUGAGAGAAAGAGACAAUGAACACCGGAUUUUUAACGUGGAAAACCUCCGAAGAGAUCAAAAACCACGGACCUAUCACCGAUUGAAAACUCCAUUAUGAGGAAUAAAAACUGAGUACAAGGUUUUACCUAGCUCAAGCCAACCAAUCCUUCCCAGAAUACUUGACUAGUACCUUCAUUUUCAGCUUCUCCUUUUGAAGCACACUUGGAGUCCGCACCAAGUUCAAUCUCGGCCUCUUCUUGAAUCCACACAAGAAGAAAAUGGGUUUUUGCACAAACCCAAAUAGAAUGAAAGAUUGAGAUGUGAAUGAAGUAAUGAAUCAACCCAUUUAUUGCUCAAGAAAAUCCAUUGAAAACUAGUUUGGAAAACAUUAAGAGAAGUGGAUUUUCUUUGCAAUCAAAAACCCCAAAUUAGGAAAGCAAAAAUGAGAAAAUGAAGAACACUUGGAGUGUGGCUGCUCUCCCCACAUUUUCAGCAGUCUCUCUUCCAGAAAAUGAGAGAAGAUUGGUUUUUAUAGUGUAAAAAGAAACCCUUAAUCUAAUGGCCGAGAUUUGAUCAAAAAAACAUUAGUUCGAUAGAUCCACCCCUACACUUGGAUCGAUCCAGAAACAGAGGAAUGAAAGCCUUGCACCAAAAAUCAUUUUUCCCAACUUUCUAACACAUUUAAAGAUUAAAAACCGGGUUGAUUCACACCCAAUCACUCUACACUCGACUACAUACCUCGGCCUCUUAGCAAAGUCUUAGUCUUCAAAGUCAAGUAGUCCGAAUAGGAAUAGGAAAGCCGAGUUAGGGGACACUUAGGAAUUUUGUCCGGAAUUGCCAACCUAGCUAAACACUCACAAUCUCCCCCUUUAGCAAUUCUGGGACAAAACCCUUUACAACACGAAUGAGUAUAAGUAAGUAAACCCCACCCAACACUCAUACAAGGCCACUCGCUCACUCAAAACCACAACCUAGGUACUACAAUACCUGCAAAAAAAAUCUCAAGAAAAACAUUAGUAGCACCUGUACAUAUUCCAAGGCACUUCCACAAGAUUUGAAUGAAUUAACACAUAGAUAUCCACAUAUAUCCAAUCACCAAAAUAAUAACUACAAUGUCUCUCCCCCUUUUUGUCCCAGAAAGAGACAAAGGGCCACAAUCUCUCCCUUUCUAUCCAAGAAAAAAGACAAAUGGAUGACAAUUCAAUUAGCAGAAUAUCUCACAUCCAAAUCAACAAACAUCCACAUUUCAACAAAAUGUCAAAUACUCAAAAAUCAAGUAUUCACAUAUUACCAAGUAUCCAUAUCAACAUCCCAAAAAAACUAUAGGAUACAAGAAUCUCCCCCUAACUCCCAUCAUAAGAUAUACGAAACUCCUCCUAAAUCUCAUCACAUGGUUUCAUUUAAAAACUUUCAAAAAAUGCUUUAUCACCAUGAAAAUAGAUUCCAAGCAUGAAAAUGUAUAGAGGGCACUCACAAUGAGCAAACAAAGCCUAGGAUUAACAUUGCUAGAAAGCAAAAACAAUCCAAGGCAAAAAUGAAACCCCAAAAAAAUAUGUUGUGAAAGGAUUCCACACAAAGAAAGCAUCUAGAUUAAGCUAAUGGUGGAGAGAAAGAUGGACAAACCGAACACCUAAGGUUCCCGAAAAAGAUAGCUUAAGCUAAGAAACCUGUGAAUGAGCCACUCCGGAAAAGAAAUGGCGCCAAUGAAACAUUGAUGUAGAGAUUUCCAAUGUUGAAAAGAAUGAUGAGGGAGGAGGACUUCAUCAUAAAUAAAUUUCAGCAACCUUGGUGGUGGAAGCUUAUGCAAUGAAGAAGAGAAGAAGAAGAAGAUGAAGACCCUUUUUGAAAGAUUUUGAAAUUAGGGCUCAAUUGAGAAUGGAAGAGGGGUUUUUAAAGAUUGGGGAUUUUGAUUUUUUUUUUUUUUUUACACGGAAUGACAUAUGGAACAGUGAAGAUUGGAAAUGUCUUGAAAAUGUGUUUCCAAAGAAGAACAAUGGCAGUAGAUUACUUCUUACAACUCGAAAUAGGGAUGUUGCUUUGCAAGCAGAUAUUCAGAGUGUCCCCUUGGAAAUGCAACUUCUCUCUGAAGCAGAGAGUUGGAAGCUGUUUUGUAGAACUGCAAUCCCCAAUAAUGUUAUUGACAAUUGUCCUCCAGAGUUAAAGGUAUUUGGGGAGAAGAUGGUGAAGAAAUGUGCUGGUUUGCCAUUGGCCAUUGUUGUAUUGGGAGGCUUGUUAUCAUCCAAAAAGCAGUUGCCGACUGUGUGGGAACAGGUGCUCAACAAGCUCCAGGUGCCCUUCUCUGAAGGCAAUGGUGUAGAUGCAAUAUUGAGCUUAAGUUUCAUCGAUUUGCCCCACAACUUGAAAUCAUGCUUUCUUUAUCUAGGCCUCUUUCCAGAAGAUUGGGUCAUCCCCAAGAGAGAAUUACUCCUUUUAUGGAUUACAGAGGGUUUUAUUCCACAACAAGAUGAACAAAGAAUGGAGGACACUGCUGAGGAUUAUUUGAAUGAGUUAAUCAAUAGAAAUUUGAUUCAAGUAGUAGCAGUGAGUAUUAAUGAGAGAAGUAAAAAAUGUCGGGUUCAUGAUCUAGUAAGGGAUUUAUGCAUAAAGAAGGCAAAAAAGCAAAAGCUGUUUGAGAUUCAAAAUAACAUAGUUCAUGUUCCCUCAUCUUGUUCAUCUCACCCUUCAACCAAAUGUCGUCGACAAGGUAUCCAUUUUGGCUCGGGGGGUAUGUUUCAACUACAUAUCUUCGCACCCUUCACUCUUUCGACCCAAAAACUGACAAUUUGAUAUUAUUUCUCCCACCUCAUUUCCGUUAUAGGCAUUUUAAAUUGCAUAGUGUUAAACUUGGAAGGUAUAGAGUUUCGCAAUAGACUAUCAAGUUCAGUUGGGAGACUAAUUCAUUUAACGUACUUGAGUAUAAAGCUUCCAUUCACAUUCCGUGAGAGUAAUUCGUUCUUUUCAAAGCUUCCAACCUCUUUAGGUAAUUUAAGGAGGUGGCAAACUUUGGAUAUUGGUAUUGUUAUAUUGGAAAAGCCAACUGUGAUACAAAAAAUGAAAAAUCUACGACAUCUCUUCCUCUUCUAUCAUAGUCAAGAUGGCAAGCCAUUGCUAAUUGACACUUCUCCAAACUCUGUCUAACAUAUGGGUCAGUGAUUGGCAACAAAAUGAUACAAGUAAGUUAACUAGCCUUGGGAAACUGAAAAUUCAAGGGAAAUUUGACUUGGAAAUGGUUGAGUUCUCAAACUCCAUUGCCAAACUGGAGAAUCUUCGAUCCUUGUAUCUUGAGGCAUAUCCCCCCGGCAUGCCAUCCUUUGUCAUGAACUCUUGGCUACAUCUAUCUAAGCUGCAAAUAAAGGGACGCAUACCACAGUUACCUAAUGCACGUCAGUUCCCACCAAGUCUAACACAAUUAACCUUAGAAGAGACUGAGUUGGACUAUGACCCUAUGGCAAUUUUGGAGAAGCUGCAAAAAUUGUUGACUCUAAGAUUAAGGAAGGACUCAUAUCUUGGAGAGGAAAUGCAAGUAUCUGCACAUGGCUUUCCUAGACUCAAAGUAAUUCAACUUUUUGGGUUAAACCGCACGAGGAGGUUGAAUAUAGAAAAGGGUGGCAUGUCAAAGCUUACUCAGUUGCAGGUUUUUGAAAGCGUCUUGGACAUCAAUGGACUUAGCAAGCUCUUACUUCUGCAGAAGGUAGAUGUCAUUACUACAUCUCUAGAUCAUCAUCCUUGAAUUUCCUCCUUGCCCUGUUCGUCCGACUGGCGUGAUGUAAGAAGCAAGACAGGAAAUGGUGACAGUAUAUGGCACUUAUACUGCUGAUGAUUGCUGGGGUUAUAAGCAGCAACACAAGAAGACUGGUUUCAGUGAAGCAACCAAAUGAUAUCUAGAAACCAUUGGCGGAUAUGUUACUCUCAAUUGUGGGUAGUUGCUCAAUUGAAAUCAAGUCCAGCUCAUGCAUGACGUAAAAUACAUUCCUCUCCACCAAAUCACAAAAGAACUGUAGUGUUUGAAUGAUCAACACGAUAAGCUCUUGCUUCUAGCCCCUCCUAUUCAGGAUUAUCAUCUCCGUUCAGCUGUUUAAGGGGAGUAAUAAGGAGAAGAUUAAGAUGGAAAGGGCUGUAAUCUCCUUUGUCGUAAACAGGAUUGGUGACCAACUCAUGGAAGAAGCAAUUUUCUUGAAGGAGGUGCGCCCACGAAUUGAGAGGCUGCAUAGAGAUCUGAAGGCGAUCAACUGCUUCUUAGAAGCAGCAGAUGCGAAGCAAGAGGAAGACCCAAGAGUGCGUAACUGGGUUUCGGACAUCCGAGAUGUUGCUUAUGAUGCUGAGGACGUUGUCGACAUGUUCAUCCUUAAGGCUGAGGCCCUGAGGAGAAAAAUCUUUGUCAAGCGCAUUUUCCAAAAGCCCGUGUAUCUGCAUAAUCUUGGCAAGAAAAUUGAUGAGAUCCAAACCAACCUCCAUGACAUCUCAAGGAGGCGAGAAAUCCUGGGAAUAAAAAAUAUUGGAGUAGGAACAAGUACUUCAAGUCAGAUGCUGCAGAAUCUAAGACGGACCACUCCUCGCGCCGAAAAACAUGUCAUUGUGGGCCUGAAUGAAGAAGCAAAUAAGCUAGUGGAGCAGCUGACCACGGGGGACCCAAGGCGCCGCGUGGUUUCUAUAGUAGGAAUGGGCGGCAUCGGCAAAACUACUCUUGCCAAGAAAGUCUAUAAUCAUAGCAGAGUUAUGGAUCAUUUUCAGUCUUGUCGUGUCUGGGUUUAUGUAUCUGAAGAUUGUAGACCCAGGAAUAUUUUUCAGCAAAUUCUAAACCAACUUCUUCAUAACCCAAAGCAGAUAGAGAAAUUGCAGGAGAACGAGUUGGAGGAUUUACUUCACGAGCACCUAGAGGAGAAAAGAUUUUUGGUAGUUUUGGAUGACAUAUGGAAAAGUGACGAUUGGAAGUGUCUUGCAAGGGUGUUCCCAGAGGAGAGUAAUGGCAGCAGAUUACUUCUUACAACUCGAAAUAAGGAUGUUGCUUUGCAAGCAGAUGCUCGAAGUGUUCCACAUGACAUGCAGCUUCUCUCGGAAGAAGAGGGUUGGAAGUUGUUUUGUAGAACUGCAAUCCCUGACAAUGUUACUGACGGUUGUCCUCCAGAGUUGAAGGAAUUUGGGGAAAAAAUGGUGAAGAAAUGUGCUGGUUUACCAUUGGCUAUUGUUGUAUUGGGAGGCUUGUUGUCUUCCAAAAAGCAGUUGCCGACUAUGUGGGAAGAAGUGUUCAACAAACUCCGGGUGCACUUUGCCGCACGCAAUGGAGUAGAUGCAAUAUUGAGCUUAAGCUACAUCGAUCUGCCCCACAACUUGAAAUCGUGCUUUCUUUAUCUAGGCCUCUUUCCAGAAGAUCAGGUAAUCUCCAAGAGAACAUUACUGCUUCUAUGGAUGGCUGAGGGUUUUGUUCCACAGCAAGAUGAACAAAGACUGGAGGACACUGCUGAGGAUUAUUUGAAUGAGUUAAUCAAUAGAAACUUGGUUCAAGCGGUAGCAGUGAGUGUUAAUGAGAGAGUUACAGAAUGCCGGAUUCAUGAUCUAGUACGGGAUUUAUGCAUAAAAAAAGCCAAGGAGCAAAACUUUGUUGAGAUUCAAAAGGACAUAGUUUCUCUUCCCUCAACUACUUCAUCUUUUCCUUUCACCAAAUCCCGUCGACUAGGUAUUUAUUUGGACUUGGAGAGGUAUGCUUCCAGAGAACAUUCAACCCCAUAUAUUCGGUCUCUCUUCUUUUUUUUACUCCAACGUAGUCCCCAUAGUCGAUAUUAUGGGAUACUAUCAUGGUUAGAUUUUAUUUACAAAUAUUACAAAUUACUUAGAGUGUUAGACUUGGGAAAUGUAAAGAUCUAUGAGCCACCAAAUUCAUUUGGGAAACUAGUUCAUUUAAGGUACUUGAGAUUAACAGCGCAUAGGUAUUCAAACUGUCCACCUUCUUGUUUGGGGAGUUUGCAGGACUGUGUAAACUUUCCAACCUCCUUAGAUGAGCUAAGGAGUUUACAGACUUUGGAUAUAUGUAUUUCUAAAGGAACACCAACUAUGAUAGAGAAAAUGAAAAAUCUACGACACCUUUUCCUCUCGUAUGAUAGAGAAGAUGACAAGCCAUUACGGAUUGACAAUCUAAGAAAUCUCCAAACUCUGUCCGGAAUAUGGUUUAGUGAUUGGCAACAAAAUGACACAAGUGACUUAACUAGCCUUCGGAAACUGAAAAUAAAAAUGGAUGACGCGAUAGUGGUCGAGUUUUCAAACUCCAUUGCUAAGCUUGAGAAUCUUCGCUCCUUGUAUCUUAAGGCAUCACAUUUCUCCGGGGUUCCAUCCUUUGACAUGAGCUCUUUGCUACAUCUAUCUAAGCUGCAUAUGGAAAGAUCCAUAGGGCAAUUACACGAGUUCCCACCAAAUCUAACACAGCUGACCUUAGAAGAUACUGAGCUAGACUAUGACCCAAUGGUGAUUUUGGAGAAGCUGCCAAAAUUGUUGACUUUAAGAUUAAGAAUGUGGUCAUACCGUGGAUGGGAAAUGCAAGUAUCUGCAGAUGGCUUUCCUCAACUCAAAAUCCUUCAACUUUCUGACUUAUACGGACCGACGAAGUUGUUGAUUAUAGAGAAGGGUGGCAUGUCAAACCUUACUCAGUUACAGAUUUUUAGAAGUGUCUUGGACAUCUAUGGACUUGGUGAGCUCUUACAUCUGAAGAGGAUAGAUGUCAUUGAUAUAUCUCCACAUUCUCAUCGCUGGAUUUCUUCUUUACCCUGUUCUUCUGAAUGGCAAGAUAUAAGAAGCAAGACGGAAGAAGGCAAGGAUAUAUGGCACUUAUACCGCCAAUGAUUCUUGGGGUUAUAUGCAGCAGCACAAGAAGAUUGAUUUUAGAUAAUGAAGUCAAAUGAUAAACCAAGGUAGCUACAGAUUGAGAAUCCAAUGGAGUGGUUUUUCCACAAAAGAAGGGGACCAGAGUGGAAACAUGGGUGGACAGGCCAGACCCUCAACAACAUCUCCACACCACCUCUUCCAUUGCUAGCCAUUUUUGCCAUUGUCAUUCUCUUGUGGUCCCUCUCCAAUUACACAAGCUACAAGGGCCAACUAUACCAAACUACCAACAACUUCCAGCUAUUCCUCUUCUUGUUGCCCAUCCUCUUCAUCUUCCUCAUUGCCUCCUCCUCUGAUGGGAGGCCUAGUUUCCAGGCUCCAAAUCCACAUCAUGAGUCCAAUCACAGAGCUGGGAGCUUUCCUUGGGGUGUUGCUGUCCUGGUGGGGGUGCUUCUUGUCUUGGUCUCUUACCAAUCUGUAUUUCAAUCAAAGUGGUUUGGAGCUCUCAGGAGUUCUGUUUAACAAAAGAAACUCCGGUACUUUCUACAUAUGACAAUAAGGAUGCCUUACUUGUCAUUGUAAGGCAAGUGAAUGUACAUAAUUUGGGUUUGAUUAUGGUAUCUAUUGAGUUUCUCUUUUGGGUUUUGUAAUAUGAUUCAUAUUUAAGUCCUGUGUGGUAUGAUUUGUAGCAUGGUGGCACAAAGUUCAAGUGAUGGGUUUUGUAUAUUUCUUGUUUUCUCUUCAACAAGACAUACAUAAAAGUGACUAAUCCAUCUUCUUCUUCUUC
This is a messenger RNA of Vitis vinifera (wine grape), 7673 nucleotides long. RefSeq names its product disease resistance protein RPP13. The coding region runs from base 4181 to 6907 and encodes 908 amino acids. Gene Ontology annotation, molecular function: ADP binding. Gene Ontology annotation, biological process: defense response to other organism. The transcript has 5 exons. Lineage: Eukaryota; Viridiplantae; Streptophyta; Magnoliopsida; Vitales; Vitaceae. The record is from RefSeq and is a predicted model, not a curated record.